AUUGAUUGUCAGUUUUAGACAUCCAGCAUGGAGAACAAUAACAAUGCAGAAUUCAGUGAAUUGUGUCAGAAGAUCGAAAAAGAGAUCCGUGCCGUAAAUUGUUCUGAACUUCUAGAAGACGCUGUGGAAACGCACAUUGAAUUCAUAUGGAUCACCAUUGAUAGAAUAAAAAGAAACAAAGAAAUACUUUCACUUGUAGUUGAUUCUUUGGUGGAAAACAAUAUAAAAGGACUCACAGAAAAUGUAUUGUCAUUGUUAGUGGAAAACAAGGACGAGCUCGCAGGUUUGAAGGGCGCUGCUUCUCAGAAUGUGAGGAGUUUUCUGUCUGUUGUCUGGAUUGUCACGGACUCGUCUUCCUUGCUCUGUCAUCAGUUAGUCUGUUCUGUCGCUAUUCAAAAGACGUCACAAUUAUUAGAUUUUCUAAAAGACACUACACAAAAUGAAUCUGUAUUGUUUUUAGUUAAAUUUAUUUUGGGAUGUUGGCAUAAUUGUCUAAGACACGUGUCCUCAGCCGCUCAAUUUCAUUUCAGAGAACUUAAUAUAAAAACGACAACACAUAAGACAAUAGCUAGGUUUGAAGACAGUCCAAUGAUUCUGGCGAAGGGAAUCAUUGUAUUGUCAUAUCUACUCACAGAAAAUGAUGAGGAAGAGGAGGGUCUUCUGGAAACAAAUAUACUGGGGUUUAUUGUUCAAAUUCUCAGCCAAGCAGUGAAGGCCGGAGAUAGGGUGUCCCGUAGACACGGAAUGAAUGUCCAAGAGGUUCUCCAGGGUAUAAAUAACCUCUCUGUAAACGACAAAAAUAAAGAAGAACUCGUAGCAAGAGGUGCUUUGCCUAUUCUAGUCCAAAUCCUAAAAGACAAAGUAAAUCCUAGGGAAGUCAUACAAACUCUCAUGAUUAUUUGGAGAAUUUCUUUCUUGAAUCAAAAUUUUUCCAGAAUCAUAUCAGAACCAGAUUUAAUUAGUGUUGUAGAACGUCUUCAAUUUGACGAAAAUGAAAAGAUACGACAUUCUGCCACUGGUGCAUUGUGGGAAAUAAAACAAAGCAAUCUUAGCAUUUAUCCUAUAAAUGAUGAUCCUCGACCUCACGUGAUGAUCAGCUACCAAUGGGAUUCACAACCUGUGAUGCUAAAGGUCAAGGACUCUCUAAAACAAGCCGGAUACAAAGUGUGGAUGGAUGUGGAAAACAUUAGCGGAUCUACGGUGGAGGCGAUGUCCCUGGCCAUUGAGAACGCUGCUGUUGUGCUCAUAUGUAUGUCACAGAAAUACAAAGAAAGUCCCAGCUGUAGAUCAGAGGCGGAGUAUGCCUACAAACUCCGGAAGUGCGUGGUGCCCCUCCGACUGGAGCCUCGGUACGUCCCUGAUGGAUGGCUAGGAUUAAUCAUAGGGACUAAACUCUACUUCGACUUCACUUCAGAAAAAAGAUUUGAUUUCAUGGUGGGAAACCUCAUUAAAGAACUUGGCUCAAGGGGUAGAAUAUUCGACAUGCCCGAUAUCACUGAUGGCAAAGAAAAGCUUGGGCGACAGGACACGGUACACGAUAAAAAGUCGGUGCGUGAUGUACAAAACAGGGAGAAUGUUUACUGGCAAUGGACCGAAGCUCGGAUAAAGGAAUGGAUUGAUAGCUGUAACUUAUCAAGCCCAAUAGAAAGACUCUAUGACCUUGACCCCGAGCUUCUGUCUGAACUUCGCCUUCUACAGUCUACUUCACCAGACUCGCUGUACAGUGUCCUGAGAUCGGAUCUUCUCUUGAGUGGAGUGGAUGUCAUCAAGUUCUCUAAAGAACUCAGGAAACUCGCAGAUCACUAACAUACACAAACAAGAUGAAACUAUACUAAUAUAUUUUUUAAAAAAUGUUUAAUGUCAGUAAUGUUUUCUAAUAACUCAAAAUCUAGAGCUGAAAAUGUCAUAUCUUAAAAAUUUUACAUUACAAUUUAAGUACGUACAGAAAACAAUGUGUUGCUUAAACUUUUAAAUUGUUUAUAAAAACAAUAUUUACAGAUUUUAAUAAAUUAAAACUUUGG
Molecule: messenger RNA, 2021 nt
Organism: Saccostrea echinata
Lineage: Eukaryota; Metazoa; Mollusca; Bivalvia; Ostreida; Ostreidae
Exons: 7
Coding region: 28-1806 (592 amino acids)
Biological process (GO): signal transduction
Molecular function (GO): protein binding
Source: RefSeq, a predicted model, not a curated record